AUGUCAGGGUUGGUUCCUACUUUCUGCCUCCAGUCGCGAUGGGCUGAAGCACACAACUGCACCAAAUUCCAAGGCCACCUUUUGUUAUCGUUCCGUGUCACAAAUCACACUUUCUUCUCCCCUUCUCUCCCUACCCAGGCACUCAUAUCACCACAAUACGCUCAGAACUCUUUCAGGCCCAACACCCGUUAUCCUUUGGUCCAUAUUGAUUCAUGGGCGACUAUGACCUGCAACAACUCGUCCGGCGAGAGUAAGGCCAAAUCUCAAGCCCAAGGCAGCCAGAAUGAAUAUGGAAUGGUCAAGGGUGGAGACUGCAAGGGUCAGGUGCUAUCGCCCAAGGCUUCAGAGACGUCGACGCGCAACAAGGUCCGCGAUACUGGACCAGCCACGUCUACGAGUCGUGAAUCCACUGCCGAUGGACUCUACCAUGGUGAAGUUUAA
Pseudomassariella vexata is the source of this 441-nucleotide messenger RNA. RefSeq lists its product as uncharacterized. The transcript has a single exon. Lineage: Eukaryota; Fungi; Ascomycota; Sordariomycetes; Amphisphaeriales; Pseudomassariaceae. The record is from RefSeq and is a predicted model, not a curated record. The coding region runs from base 1 to 441 and encodes 146 amino acids.